AUGACCUGCUAUUCAUUUAUAAGCAAGAUCUCAGAUGCUUAUAAUUCUUUGCAUCCCAAGGAAGUCGUCCUCGUUAACAAUGCAGGAGCUGCAGGACUAAUGGUUGAAGGAGAUGUUUCCAUUCUUAAAGAGAUAAUUCUGGCGGAUGUUCUAAAAGUUGCAGGUCAAUUAUUAUCCAACGAAUGGGCUGUAGAGGUGCUAAGCGACGGCGAAAGCCUGACAGAAGAGAGAGUGGAUAUGGUGGUAACUGAAUUUCUCAAGGACUUCAAGGAUGGCACUGCAGAAGCUAAAUAUAUAACCUGCAAUACAGGAUUUUUCACUGCUGCAGAAGGUGCUGAAGGUCCUGUAAAGCUUGCAUUAUUGCCUGACGGUGGCCCUUCUGGCUUGUUCUUCUUAACAACUUAUUGA
This is a messenger RNA of Coffea arabica (coffee), 408 nucleotides long. RefSeq names its product (+)-neomenthol dehydrogenase-like. NCBI's taxonomy places the organism in Eukaryota, Viridiplantae, Streptophyta, Magnoliopsida, Gentianales, Rubiaceae. Gene Ontology annotation, cellular component: membrane. The record is from RefSeq and is a predicted model, not a curated record.